UUCGUAGGUUUUUUUUUUCCCUGUAACUGUUAACUGUCACUUUUAACAGGUGGUUGUGAUGAUUUUUGGACUCCGGAAGUCAUCAUUGUCUGAGCAUGUGGAUUGUUCUAAUCCGUAUACCAACAAGACGACAUAUGAUUAAGCGCAAGACUUGGCCUUUCCGCUUGAAAGUGAAAGAAUCCUUGACUCCUGCAUAUAUUGAAUACCUCUGUACCAGAAUCUCACAAAGCGAUGGCUCCGGCUUCAUCCUCUUCCUUGGUCACUUGUGUGCUGUUUCUUCUUCUCUUGCACUCAUCAUCCAUCUUUAACAAUCUCUCUGCAGCAAAACACGGCGUGACCAACCGUCACAACCGGCACCCCCAUCACCUCCACCAUACCCAGAAUCCUCCAUUAAACCCACGGCUUUACCGAGCUUUUCUUGCUCUUCAAGCAUGGAAGCGCGUGAUGUACUCUGAUCCACGUAACUUCACUCACAAUUGGGUAGGCCCUUCGGUCUGCAACUAUAAUGGCAUAUAUUGCGCUCCAUCUGUAGAUGAUCCUAAAGCCACGGUCGUGGCUGGCAUUGAUCUCAAUCAUGCAGACAUAGCUGGGUUCUUACCCGAUGAACUAGGCCUGCUCUGCGAUCUCGCUCUUCUCCAUCUCAACAGUAAUCGAUUUUGUGGCAUCCUCCCAAUGACCUUAAGCAACCUCACUCUUCUGUACGAGCUUGAUAUCAGCAACAACAGAUUUGUAGGGCCAUUUCCUUCUGUAGUGCUUUCCCUUCCCACCCUUCGAUAUCUUGACAUUCGCUAUAAUGAGUUUGAAGGGGCAUUGCCUCCUCAACUAUUCAACAAAAACUUUGAUGCCAUUUUCCUCAACAGCAAUCGUUUCACCAGUUCAAUCCCAACAAGUUUAGGGAAAAGCUCAGCCUCUGUGAUCGUGUUUGCUAAUAACAAAUUUGGAGGGUGUCUCCCAGAAAGCAUAGUCAACUUUGCUGAUACCUUGGAAGAGCUGGUCUUAAUAAACACCAGUUUGUCUGGUUGUUUGCCUCAGCAAGUUGGGUUUCUGUAUAAACUAAGAGUAUUGGAUGUUAGCUUUAACAAAAUUGUGGGUCCCAUACCUUACAGCCUUGCAGGGUUGUCUCAUUUGGAGCAGCUAAAUUUGGGACAUAAUACGUUGAGUGGUGCAGUGCCAAUGGGGGUUUGUGAACUGCCGAACUUGAACAACUUCACGUUCUCUUAUAACUUCUUCUGCGAGGAAGAGGGUAUUUGUCAGAAUCUGACGUCUAAAAACAUCGUGUUCGACGAUCGCCGGAACUGCUUGCCGGAGAAGCCAUUGCAGAGGAGCCAAAAGGAAUGCAAUGCGGUCCUCGAGCACCCAGUUGAUUGCUCUGAGCUUUGCUGCGUCGGAGGUGUCACUUCUGGUUCAGUGGCUAUCCCACCUGCUCUAACUCCAACAGGCAUGCCUGUAUCUUCACCAGUUACGGCACCGGCAUAUCCAUGAACAAGUAUAUAUACCUGUUGAUACACAAUGCCAAAAUAAGGUCCAAAUUUGAGUUAGAGAUUGAUUUACGUUGUGCAUACUUCAAGUUACGUUGUGUACUUGUGUGUUCAUUUUAUGUAUAUCCUAUUGUAUCAUGCUCUCUCCUGUUCCUUAGUGUUUUUUUAUCAGAAUCCUCUUACAGUUACUACUUACUAGGCUCAAAUGUGUACCAUAAGAGGACCAAAAUAUAUAUACUGGAUAUACAUGAUCCAUUUCCUUCAAACAA
Molecule: messenger RNA, 1747 nt
Organism: Prosopis cineraria
Lineage: Eukaryota; Viridiplantae; Streptophyta; Magnoliopsida; Fabales; Fabaceae
Product: leucine-rich repeat extensin-like protein 4
Exons: 1
Coding region: 232-1482 (416 amino acids)
Molecular function (GO): protein binding
Source: RefSeq, a predicted model, not a curated record